This is a messenger RNA of Physella acuta, 1477 nucleotides long. RefSeq lists its product as uncharacterized. Lineage: Eukaryota; Metazoa; Mollusca; Gastropoda; Physidae. The record is from RefSeq and is a predicted model, not a curated record.
UAUUUUCAUUUAUUUUUUGGAAGGAAAUACACUCUACAUCCGUUACAAAUGGCGAUGUCAAAUAUUCGGCUAUUUAUAGCAGCUCUGAUGCUCGUGAAUAUGGGUAGUACACAAGAAUGGAUUGGCUCGCGUGUAGUAGAUGGACGGUGUUUUCUGUAUGUUUAUGCUUGGACGGAAUGGGAUCAGGCGUUGGCGGAAUGCGGCAAAAUUGGGGGAACACUGGCUACAAUAAUAUCACGUGACCAGCUCAACAAAAUCGUCUCAGCAUUGGCCAUUAAUCCCGAAGACUUUGUCUGGAUCGGUGCCAACGAUAAAGUCACAGAAGGAACUUUCGUGUGGACGGAGACGAACCAACAGGCCCCUGACAUACCACGCGACUUAUGGGACCAACACUACCCCGCAGACAGGGACGGAACAAACGACUGUGUUUACUUUCGGCAUGGGGUAAUUGUGAACGAUUAUUGUGAGAACCCGUCAUCAUACCUGUGCAUGGAGCCUAAUUUUACAACUACAAAGUGCCCACCUUCUACACCUUCAUCAGAGACUACCUCCAUAUCUGCUACAACUAUACCAACUACAACCACACUACCUACAACCACAUCAACAACAACCACACUGCCUACAAGCACACUACCCACAACCAUACCAACUACAACCAGACUACCUACAACCACAUCAACAACAACCACACUGCCUACAAGCACACUACCCACAACCAUACCAACUACAACCACACUACCUACAACCACAUCAACAACAACCACACUGCCUACAAGCACACUACCCACAACCAUACCAACUACAACCACACUACCUACAAGCACACUACCCACAACCAUACCAACUACAACCACACUACCCACAACCACACCGACUACAACCACACUACCUACAACCAUACCAACAACAAGCACACUGCCUACAAGCACACUACCCACAACCAUACAAACUACAACCACACUACCUACAACCACACCGACUACUAUCACGCCAUCCACAACUAGACCGUCUACAACCAUAGAGACAAAAACAACACAAACUGAAACCACACCAGUUACAACCACAGCAACUACAACCACACUGAGUAUAACAACACCAACUACAAACAUACUGACUUCAUCCACAAUGUUUACAACAAAACGGCCACAAACACACAGGCAUUCAUCACCGUGCCAACAGCGACGAAAAAAAUCUUCCCACAAGUCAGUGCACUCACACCAUCGCCAACAACGCCGGCUACAACCACACAUUUCACAACCACAACAUCAACAAUUAUUUCGUUCAAAUACACUACGUCAACAACCACGUAGGUCGCAACCACACUUGCCACAAUCACGACGUCACAUGAAUUAUAACUAGGCUGACCAGUGCUGAAGUUCUCUCGACUAUUUCUACCGUCGCUUAUCUCCCAUCUACCAACCAACAAGAUCCUUGUAUUAGGCCAACUUGCGAUUUAUUAAAGUAGAGCUUACAUUUG